This is a messenger RNA of Bolinopsis microptera, 975 nucleotides long. RefSeq lists its product as uncharacterized. NCBI's taxonomy places the organism in Eukaryota, Metazoa, Ctenophora, Tentaculata, Lobata, Bolinopsidae. The transcript is spliced from 6 exons. Bases 18 to 704 code for a protein of 228 amino acids. The record is from RefSeq and is a predicted model, not a curated record.
UUAGGUCUCUGAUCAGUAUGAGUUUAUGUCUAUAUCGGACAAAGACUCUCUCAAAAUGUUUAACACCAGUGAUACAGCAAGUUGCUCAUUACAAUGACAAGUACGUCGCCAGAAAGAAAAGGUGGCCUGAACACGUUAACAAUAUGAGAAAAACAAAGGUCCUCAGGAAGAUUCUUAAUGAAGUAGAGCCGACCCCACACGACACGAUGCUGGAGGAAGCGUUGAGAUUCAGCGAAGGGGAGUUUAGAGCCCAACUAUUACAUCUUAGAGAGGAGUGGGGUAAGAUGUACAAUGUCCGGGAAGAAACAGCACGUGCAACAAGUGCUGCGCAGCACAAGGAACUGGAAAAAGAGCGAUGGACCUUUGUGAAGCAGUUAAACGCGAAACAAGCUAAAAAGAGGCGCAAGAAUAACAACAAAAUACCUAUGAUACAUUCUGAAAUGGAACGGCUCUCGAUAGAAGAAGACUACAGAAGAUCCCAGCUCACUUCCCCAAAUGUAGAGGUUGAUAGUUUCCUUCAACAACAAAGCGACCAGUCUAUUCUUACUCCUGAUAAUUUUGAUUCCAUUCUCGAUCAAGUAUUGUCCGAAUCUAAAGUUGACACAGCAUUCAGAUUGAAUGUGAAGAAGAAAACAACACGUCUUGCUCCGUUUGUCACCCACAAUAUCGAAUUCCUGCUUGACAACGUCCCUGCAAAUAGAUAGCACGGAAAUUAACGUUGAAAAUUAAAACGUCUGAGAAUUUUUAUAAAAUCACUUUCCCAUUGAUGUAAGGGACUUUUCUUACUUCAAUAGUUUGAUUCCGAGGAAACUAUAAACUUUUCGUUUGGCCCUAUUUUCGGAACUUUUUUUCAAGUUUUCUUAUUAAGGUUUUGUUGGCGUAUUGAAAAGGUUGUAUUAAACAUACUAUCCCGAAUACAAUGCCAUUAUCAAUCACAGUUAUUAUUAAUUUAUUAAUCGUUUCGUACAUGAUUUC